UGCGGGUGCGCGUUUGCUUGCGUGUGGGAAGUGGAACAGGAAGCGGCGACAGCAGCGCGGGACGAUCUGGCUGAAUCCACGCGAAAACUUGAGCGAGACUGUGAGAGUGAUAGUGAAAGUGAAAGUGACAACCUCAGCCGGGUGGAAGGGCGUUUUGCUGCUGCAAUUGGUGGGGUGGAGUGGUGACUUGGCAUCGGCUUUACCGAUUUGACACGAUCGCGGGUCGUCGAUCAUUCGGACAGCUGAUCGCCUGUCUGUCUACGUGGAACAGCUUUGUACCCUCUUUUUGUCUUGUAGCGCCCCUGCACUCACAUUCCCUGAAUAAGUAAUCAGCGUCUGGCGCCAGCCAAAGCAAACGCGCAGACUGUGUUUGAAACCUCAACUAGCAUAGCAUUAUUUUUGCUAGUAUUAUUUACUCUACUACUACUACUUAUCCAGUAGCGUGUGCAAUAGUGAAUAGCCAAAUAGCCAAAAAGAAGUAGUGGACGCUUCACUGGGUCCGACGUCAGCCGCGCUCGGCUUCUCCUCUAUUCCCUCCUCCAACGCCAUCGGGGCUGUUCCAUACUCAUCUUCUCUUGCGCCUGGUUUCCUCACUCCCGCACAUAUCGUGUGGCUGACGUCGGCGCCAUCUCUACCUUUCUCCUCGAUCUCCAUCUCCUUACCGAAUUUGUAUCGUAUCCCCUCGCCCCUGACUUCUUUCGUCCUUUUAUCUGUCCAUUGGGUGACUGCAAAGCUUGUCUCUGCAAGUCGAUCUUCUUUGUGCACUUGCGCGGGCAUGACACGUGAUGGUCCGUGUGCGCGCGCGAUCCUCCUCUGGCGCGGUGGCGGGUUUUCUCACUCGGGAGUCCCUUGUGCUGUUUUAGGGAUUACUACCUGGGGCUGGGGCGCGGGCUGGAAGGAGAAGGAGGCGCAUGCCGUGGGAUGUGGUAGUAUCGUCCUGGAGCUGAUUGAUUGAUUGAUUGAUUGGUGUGCGUGGGCGGACGAGAUCGCACCGUUGGCGGCCUGCGGCAGGAGUUGACAGUGCAUUAUUCCACGUAACUCAUGCGUAGACUCGAUGCGGAAGGAGCAUGCGGGAGAAGGACGAGGUUUACACUGAGGGAACAGGUUGGCAGGAAAGCCGGGGACCGAACGCCUACUGGUUCCCUACUGGUUCCCUGAGAGGAGGAGAGGUUUGCGCUCGUGUCGACAAGGUGCUGGCGUGACCUUUCCACUCCCAAGAGAGCGGGAAGAGGUGAGGUUACCUGGGGGAAAGUGAAGAGGAAGGAGUGUAGUGUUGCGCUGGAACUAGCGGGUGGAAGAGGGAGGGAAGGAAGGGAGUGGCGGAAGUUGCGCUGAUUGACGACGACGGGGACGAGUUGGGGAGGGGGGGAAGGGAAGGACGACUUGGCUUCUAGGGAGGUUCGAGGGGUGUGGCGCGAUCAGGAAGGCCACGGGGUAGGAAAGAUUGCGUAGUUAGUAUCCGCGUGCGUAUGCUUGGGGUGAAGGUUUCAUGACGCAGGGUCAUCUAUGGUGGUGAGCAUGCUUUGGUGGGCAGUUUCUUCGCGCGUUGCCUGCUUCAAGGUGUAAGGAGAAUGCACUCAAGGAGUGUGUCCGGGCUCUUGCAUUGUCUUCUCGUGGUUCUUUUCUAUUCUUUUGCGGACGGUCGACCAUUUCAAGAUCGAAUUCUUGGAGAAUCAGAUUGGCCUUCACAGAUCCUCCCCUCGUUGGGUUUCCUAGCUCAGACCGGGACGUCGACAUUGUCUGAUCAAUCUGUGGAGAAUAUAUCAGGAUAUUAUAGAGGAACAUGGGAGCCAAGGGAUGGCAACGUAUCAGGAACGUCUCAAUAUGUGGCACCCAAGGAGUUCACCAUCUUCUUGCGCAGUACUUUGAGCAGGCGGCCGGAGCUCCAUAUUGUCAGGGGCUUUGUCACUUUCAAGGGUUUGUUCGGCAGCGAGGAUACCCCGAUGAGACUUGAUGGGGUGUAUGUUGCAACUCGCAAGUACCAUGGUCUGAGGGCCAUUCUUCACAGCUACACCGGUGAUGAUGUGGAGGGUAUUGGGCCAGCUGGGUAUCGCCUGCCGUUGGAUGGAGGUCUUGAAACAGACGGCAGGAACUCUGCGGAAGGUAGCACGGAGGAGGCUGCUGAAGACUGCAAAAUCCACAUGGAGCUGCAGGUCCACAUUGAUAUUCCAUUCCAAGCAAAGGCCCUCCAUGGGCGGGUGUAUACAAAGAAGUCUGAAGAUUCCCAGGAGUGUUUCAAGCCACUUUUUCUAAAUGCCACAAGUGAUAAUCAGGGCCUGUACAACAAGGCUGUGAAUUAUACUCUUCUUGUCACCUUUAUAUCUUUCCUGCAGGUGCUUUUCUUGAUUAGGCAGAUGGAGCACAGCAAUAGUCAAUCGGGUGCAGCAAAGGUCUCGUUAUGGAUGAUUGGCCAGCAGGCGAUCAUGGAUGCAUACCUCUGCCUUGGGCACCUGACAGCUGGCAUUGUUGUAGAAAAUCUUUUCAAUGCAUUUGCUACAGCGGCAUUCUUCAAAUUUGUCAUCUUUUCAAUAUUUGAAAUGAGGUACCUUCUGGCAAUUUGGAGAGCUCGGAGACCUGGGACUUUUGGAGAGGGAUGGGAGACGGUGCGUCGGGAGAUUUCUAUCCUCUAUUCCAGAUUCUAUGGGUUCUUGCUUGGGGGCAUUCUUUUGAUGUACCAGUUCAGCUGGCUGUUGUGGUACAUCUUGCUGCUCUUCUAUUCUUUCUGGAUUCCACAGAUUGUGAGCAAUGCCGUCAGGGACUCGAGGAAGCCACUCCAUCCGCACUAUAUUUUGGGAAUCAGCAUUACAAGAUUAGCUAUUCCCCUCUUUAUGCUUAUUCAAGCAGCCCUCCUACUCCUCCAACACUAUUUUGGGUCGCGGUGCUUCAUACCACGACAGUGCCUGCCUGAACGAUACAGUUACUUCAGAAGCGUUGAUCGAAGCACUAUUCAAGGUGUAGGCGCCGAGGAUGGGUGUGGAAUAGACUGUGUCAUCUGCAUGGCUCCUGUGGAGAUGUCCCAAAGGCGGUCUCAACGUGAGCGAAUGGUGACUCCUUGUGACCACGUCUUCCAUGCAAACUGUUUACAGCGUUGGAUGGAUGUCAAGAUGGAAUGCCCAACUUGCCGGAGGCCCUUGCCCCCAAUAUAGUUUCAGCGAGGAGAGAUUAUAUUCUGUCUGGAGGUAUUAUGUUAGUGUAUAUGCAUCUGCUGCUUGUCUGCAUGGCUGCGCACCUGUCUGUCUGCUUUUCUGCCUCGCCGCCUGCUUGCUUCUUAAACCGCCAGUUCACAUGGAGCCUAAGUUGAAGAAGCUAACCUUCCUAGGCUCACAAGCCUGCAACUACGCCUUCUCAAAGUGGCUUACUCUGCUUUGGCUGAACUAGCCGUUUGAGGUGAUGUCAAGCAGGUGGGACUGGGACUGGGACUGGGUUUCCAGCCUGUGAUGGGACGCAGGAACAGAGGCGGUUUAGAAAGGUACAACGCUGGAGGACUGGGUAAACAGGUAAGAGCCCUACUCUGCGUGCUUGGGGUGAACUGGUGGUUUAAGGGGAUGUCAAGCAGGCGGGUAUCGACUGCCCGCCUGUAAUGGAUUCCAGGAACUGGGAGGGUUUAGGGAGGUAAAAGCCUUGAGGAGCUAAAAAGAGUGUUGUCGUGUACAGGCUCGUAACGGUGGCACUCUGCGUGCUUGGGGUGAACUGGCGGUUUAAGGUGAUGUCAAGCAGGCGGGAUCCGAUUGCCCGCCUGUAAUGGAUUGCAGGAACUGGAAGGGUUUAGGGAGGUAAAAGCCUCGAGGAGCUAAAAAGAGUGUUGUCGUACAGGCUCGUAAAGGUGGUAGCCACUGGGAUAGCAGCAGUCGGAUACUCGUGGGAAUUUAUGUUGGGGGGAAAAGUUGAAGGACAGUUUGUAGGAGGUAGAGAGAAGUGGCUGUGGGGAAAGGUGGGGAGAGGGAAGAGGAGUGGCAAUAGUUCGGUGGGUGGUUAGGUGGGGGUGAAGGGGCUGCUGGUACACAUGCGAACAGGGUUUCAAUUGAUUGUCGAGAAAGUGUCCAGGUGACUUGUGUCCUAUGAAGAUGCGUAUGUAUUCUUCGAGACCCUGUGCAGCUGUUGCCGAGUCUAGGUCUGUUUCUUACCUUAUCGUUCUACAGACCGAUAUUCAUGAUAUUAUAUUCUCUUUUCCUUGCUGUAUCCGUCGCUUCAAUAUACCCUGAUCAGUCUCUUUGCUGAUUUAUGGACAGACUCGUUGCAUGAUUUUGGUUGCAACGGCUGGUUGUGUAGCAUCUUGGUUUCCUUUCCUCCACUUUGUUUCCUCUCUGUUUCCUCCACUCGUUGCAUGAUUUCGGUAUAGGAGCGUUGGCGCUCAUCAAGCGCAUUGUAUUGAUACCAGUUUGUAGUGAAUUUGUUUGUUUGGACUUUAGGGUCUGCCUUUAGAGGAAUCGGCACCUAUGGAGGAAGCAGCAGCUGUUGAUGGGUUCGGAGCUACAUGAUUAUGGAUUAUGAAUUUGUCCAUUGAUUGAAGCCAGAUGUUUUCCCAUGGUGGUAAGUUCAAAUUCUUUCACCAGGCACAGAUGAUUCAUUCUAAUUUCUAAAAGAGUUGUAAAAAGACUGAGGGGAACCGUAAUUUAGUAUUUGUUUGGUUGCCAACUGUCAUUUACCCUAGUGGCAAAUGCCGCAAGUCUCAGAUCCAUUACCCAUCUCCUAGAAGACUCUUUGCACCCAAGACCUGUCACGAACGCCCUGUCACGAAAGCCAUCAUGGUUAUCUCAUUAUAGUUACUCUGUUACAUUUCGCUUAAUCAUGCGAACGAUUGCCAAAUAUAAUAUGGUUGGCAAUUUAAGUAGGUAUGGCGAGGUUGGGAAAUGAGUCCCAAGGUGAUCCCUCAUAUUUACAUACAUCCAUAAUGUGACAGCACACUUUCAUCCUCCUCACUUCCGAACGGCUCCUGAGGAUCCAUGUCAAGGAGUCUUGUAAUGCCAGGGUGGUUUUGCAAUUGUCAACCAAAAUGGUUCGGGAAGGGACAGUUUUAAAUUGAACGGGACAGGAUAGAGAGGGUGUCUCGGUCAGUUUCUUUUGAAUCACGUCAUCGACGAGUAUGGGGCGUAGCAGUCUCUCCGUUUCACUGUUUUAAAAAGCAACAAUGUAGGCAGGAUUUUUGGUUUGGGUUUAAAUUUUGACACCUGUCCGUGGUAUGGUGCCCCCUUAACUGCCCAUCGCCACUCCUUCCCUGUCCCCUUGUUGUCUCAUCGAAGAAAGAAAAGAGAAGACGUGCGUCUAAUGUUCUAAUAAGCAUGUGAGAGGGACAUCUAAUAAAAUUGUAAUGAUGCA
This is a messenger RNA of Chara braunii, 5316 nucleotides long. Lineage: Eukaryota; Viridiplantae; Streptophyta; Charophyceae; Charales; Characeae. The record is from the annotation of a GenBank genome assembly.